GCGCCGAUUUCGGGAAUAUCGGCUGUGCUGGGUGUGAAAGACGGAGGAGGUGUCGCAGCUCGGUCGGCAGCCAAGGGAGCAAACCCAGACCCCGGCCCCGUCCGGCCCCACGGCACCGGCUGAGGAAGGGACGGAGCCCGUGGGAAGCUCAGCUCCAUCCCCAGGGAUACAGGAGGGGCAGUUUGGGGCACACUGCCGGUGCUGCCGCGUGUGGCCCCAUGGGGACCCCAGCCCCGUCCCCAUGGGCAGUGCUGGUGCUCGCUCCGGUGCUGCUGGGACUCUGGGCUCCCUGUGUGGGGAGCAGGCAGCCCAACUUCAUCGUCAUCCUGGCCGAUGACGUGGGCUGGGGGGAUCUGGGCGCCAACUGGGCAGAGACGAAGGAGACCCCGCGUUUGGAUCAGCUGGCUGCUGAAGGAACAAGGUUCGUGGAUUUCCACUCGGCUGCCUCCACGUGCUCCCCGUCCCGCGCCUCGCUGCUGACGGGGCGCCUGGGGGUGCGCAGUGGGGUCACCCACAACUUCGCCAUCUCCUCGCUCGGGGGCCUCCCCCUCAACGAGACCACCCUGGCCGAGGUGCUGCGGGAGGCUGGCUACAGCACGGGGGCUAUAGGCAAGUGGCACCUGGGACACCACGGCUGCCAUCACCCCAGCUCCCGCGGCUUUGACUACUACUUUGGGAUCCCCUACAGCCACGACAUGGGCUGCACGGACACCCCUGGCUACAACGUGCCGCCCUGCCCGCCCUGCCCGCGGCACAGCGCCGCUGCCAGGGUGGCGAGGAAGGACUGCUACACAGAGGUUGCCCUGCCUCUCUUCGAGAACGUCACCAUCGUCCAGCAGCCCGUGGAGCUGGGCAGCCUGGCCAGGCGCUACGCGGAGGAGGCAGAGCGCUUCAUCCAGAGGGCCAGUGACAGUGGACGUCCCUUCUUCCUCUACGUGGCCCUGGCCCACAUGCACGUCCCGCUGGUCCCCCCGCUGCCCCCCACUCCGGGCAGGGGCAUCUACGGAGCCUCCCUGGCAGAGAUGGACGCGCUGGUGGGACGGAUAAAGGAGGUGGCUGACAGCCUCGGGAAGGGCAGCACGCUCCUGUGGUUCACAGGUGACAAUGGCCCCUGGGCACAGAAGUGUGAGCUGGCGGGACGCCUAGGGCCAUUCGUGGGUGCCUGGCAGAGGCAGCGAGGUGGGAGCUCAGCAAAGCAAACAACCUGGGAAGGAGGGCACAGGGUGCCAGCCCUGGUGUACUGGCCUGGCCGUGUCCCUGCCAGGAGGACGAGCCACGCUCUGCUCAGCAUCCUGGACAUCUUCCCCACGCUGGUGGCUCUGGCUGGGGCAGCCCUGCCCCCAAACAGGCGCUUUGAUGGCUUGGAUGUGUCCCCAGUUCUCUUUGGCUGGUCGGAUGUGGGGCACAAGGUCCUGCUGCACCCCAACAGCGGUGCCGCCGGGAAGGCGGGCGAGAUCCAGGCGCUGCGGCUGGCUCAGUACAAGGCGUUCUACACCACAGGAGGGGCCAUGGCCUGUGAUGGCAGCACUGGGCCGGCACAGCAGCACCAACCACCCCUCAUUUUCAACCUGGACCGUGACAUCCAGGAGCAGGAGCCUCUGGACGUGGCAUCCAGGGAGUACCAGGCAGUGCUGCCUGCCAUCAGCAGGGCUUAUGCCCAAGCUCUGCAGGACAUUGCAGCAGACAACGUCUCGGUUGCAGAUUAUUCCCAGGAUCCAGCUGCAAUUCCCUGCUGCAACGUGCAGCACGUGGGCUGCCGGUGCCAUGGGGCUCUUGGAGCCACGCAGGAUCCCCACGGGGAAAGGAGAACACCACGGCUUUGCCUUUGAGCAAAUAAUUGCUCAGGCUGCUUCUUUCCCAAGGGUGGUGUCUGAACUCCAGGCUGGAGGUGGCCAUGGAGAGGGAUGGAGGCUCUGGUUCCCUUUGGUCUGUGCUGGGAAGAGGGAGGUGAGUUGGCUGUGGGCCUUUGGACUUUGGGCAUGUGGAAGGCUUUUUGUAGGGCUUUUAUCUGGGAAAGAGACAGCUCUUGGAUUAAAACUACCUUCUGUGAAAG
This is a messenger RNA of Lonchura striata (white-rumped munia), 2053 nucleotides long. It is a transcript of the gene ARSG, whose product is annotated as arylsulfatase G. NCBI's taxonomy places the organism in Eukaryota, Metazoa, Chordata, Aves, Passeriformes, Estrildidae. Gene Ontology annotation, molecular function: arylsulfatase activity. The record is from RefSeq and is a predicted model, not a curated record.